CGGGUUUCACUGAGAUAGAUUUCCGGGUGGAAUACCUCAAUGUCAAAGAGAUGGCCGAGGGCGGGAGCUCUGCACAACCAGAUCAAGUAUUCACUUCAGCGGACCGGAUCCGCCAGCUAAACGAGGUCGACAAGGAUGUUGCAAAACUGAUUCACUCCGCCGGUCUCGCGAUCCAAGCCCUCACAAACGCCAGAACGGGCGACUCCCCCGAGGACACUUCCCUCGAGUCGCAUAAAACGCGGUUUAAAGAGGCUACGUCGCAGUACUUCGCGCUCCUUUCCUCCAUCGAUGUCAGGUUACGUCGCCAGGUCUACGCCCUGGAGGAAGCUGCUAUCUUAGCACCGGAGUCGGCCUCGAGGACUGGUGAUCUACCUGGUGCUGGCGGAGGAGGGGCAACGGUUGUUUCGAACCCGUUGGACGUCAGCUGGCUGAAUAGCAGGAAGGACACUGUAGGGAAGGAUAAGGAAGCUGAGCUAUGGGCAGCAGCGAGGCAGUUUGUGGAACAACUUGGCGAUUCCUCAGCUGCGAGGGUGAAGACGGAAGGAGGACAUAAGAUGGAGGUCGAUUGAGAGGCCCUAAAUAUUACGAGGCGCCCACUACUCAGCAUAUCUCAGCGCGCUGGAGUUUUCAGGUCUACAAGCCAAGCUACAUCUUAUUGGGGCAACUAGGAGUGCUAUAUGAUACCCACACAUUGAAUUGAAGAAGUUAUC
Molecule: messenger RNA, 710 nt
Organism: Aspergillus novofumigatus IBT 16806
Lineage: Eukaryota; Fungi; Ascomycota; Eurotiomycetes; Eurotiales; Aspergillaceae
Product: mediator of RNA polymerase II transcription subunit 11
Exons: 2
Coding region: 51-569 (172 amino acids)
Biological process (GO): regulation of transcription by RNA polymerase II
Cellular component (GO): mediator complex
Molecular function (GO): transcription coregulator activity
Source: RefSeq, a predicted model, not a curated record